AGAAAAAUUGUUAGAACUAUUUCAAACAUCUUGAAACAUUGUAGAGUUUGUGUGCAAUAAAGUAUCGAAGAAAUUAUUCCUUUUAAGCGCGAAUUCUCUAUUUCUUUGUUCGAUUGAAAUUAGGAUAUCGUUCUUCCGAUGUUACAAUUCGGUUCAAUUGGAUUUUGGGUGGGCAGUGCAGGCUUGGAUCCGCGGCAUUCUCACCAGAAAUCAUCUUCGAUUGCUGCACGAGAGCGCUAUCAUCAUUCAACGUCAUUGGCGGGGCUAUUGUGCAAGGAUCAUUUUCGAGCAAUGCAUGAUUCAAAGCGUUCAUCAAAUGUGGCAGGAAUAUUACGACAAGAUGGCGAUCAAGAUUCAAGCGUUUUGGCGCGGUUAUUGGCUGAGGAAAACUGUGCUCGACAUUAAAAAGAUGCAUUGUUGGUUGAACGAAGUGUACGAAAAGAACGAGGAAACUGUGAACAACAUGAAGAGAUUCAGGAACAAGGAGAUCGAAUACGUUCAAAAAAUAAUGGAAGAGGAGUCUAUGCAGUGGAUACUUUUCAUUCUGUUCAAGCUUCACCAUUUGUUGAGAACCACGUGUCGGCCAGGAGUGAUCACAAAAAUUGACAAUGCCAAGUUCACUUUUAUCGAGGCGAUGCUGAAAUGCUUGCAGUACAAACAUUAUAUACGCAAUAAAAAAUUAAAACCAAAGGAGAAGAAGUGUCAGAAGUGUCAAAUCGAUGAGAAACCAUCGUUGAUUCUACGCGGCACCUAUUACGAGAAAUGCGAGAAAGAGAUUCGUGAAAUCCAGAAAAGGCUGGAGGCGGAAGCGAUGCCGCUGUACAGAAGUAAUAGAUUGAAAGGAGAUAUUAAAUUUCGUUCGAUAUUGCAUUGGCCGUGUGAUAAAUUUAGGCGAGCCUUACGAUGAACAUGAGAAGAGUAUGCGAAAAGUGAACCAUAUGCGCAUACUAACCGCUUUGGAGGAAACGUACGACUCGAAUGUGAAAAAGAGGGAGGAACAGAAGACAACGUGUUCCUUGAGAAAAGAAUUCGAGCAGGGGGCUUGUUACGUCAAUGAGGACUCGCUUCUUGAGAAAAUCGAGAAAAUGGAUUGUCACUUGAACCGGUUACACUUGAAAUGCCCCGUUCACGAUUCUUCGACAUAAUUGUGUUCUUAUAAAUACUUUCAAUCAAUACGAUGUAUUCGAUGAAAUAUGUCAAAUCUCGAAGAACAAAUGGAAUUAAAAUUAAAAAUCAAGCGUUCGAUGCUUUUACGAUUCAGAUUUACGCGCAAUCGUUAUUUAUUCACGAUCUUGAAUUAUUUUCAAUAUUGUUAGCUAAUUUUUUUCAGAUGAUUAUGAUAUUACGAUUAUCGUUCAUGCCAAUGGAUCGCUCGAUGCUGAAGAAUUAAAAAAUCGAAAUCAGUCCGAUAACCAACAAUCUUGUUAACAUUGUAUGAAACGUAUAUGAUCGAUGUUUUUGAUCUAAGAAUAUUCUCUAUUUUCCAAACAAUUCAUCCCUUGAUUGUAAUCUUAAACUUGUCCAUUCAAAAUCAGCAAAAGGAAAUAAAGAGAAACGAAAGAAAGGAUUAUUGAAAACAGUGAAUUUUAUUAAAGUAAAUAACCUGCUAUAAAACUACAUUUAUUCUAAAUGAAAGAAAGCGACAAAGUACAUUUUUCGAGUUAAGCCUUGCAGACGAGAGGAACGGUCAAUUCCUCGGUGGUGGAAACAGGUUUCUGGCUGAGGUCAGGAUUGGCGCCCUUCUCGAUUCUCUUCUUCAGCUUCA
Molecule: messenger RNA, 1765 nt
Organism: Apis mellifera (honey bee)
Lineage: Eukaryota; Metazoa; Arthropoda; Insecta; Hymenoptera; Apidae
Exons: 3
Coding region: 296-907 (203 amino acids)
Molecular function (GO): protein binding
Source: RefSeq, a predicted model, not a curated record